CAGCAGCGCUUUGACACUAGGGAUCUGUGAUCUGGUAACACUGUUCCGUACGCUGAAACUCGCAGCAUUACAUUUAAAAUAAACAAUUCUUGCCGUAAUGCAACGCGGCAUUGACACCUUCUUCAAACGACUGCCGGCCAAGCCGAAAAGUGCCGAGGACGAAAAUGGAGAGACGCCGUCCAAGGCGCCAAAACGCAGGAAGGCCUUGAUCAUUUCCAGCGAUGAGGACGAGGUGGUUAGUCCGCCGGAGACCAAGAAACGUAAGGCUACGAAGGCAGCAUCCAGCGAGUGUGAAGUGGUGUCCGCCUCAGAGCCGGAAGCGAAGACAGUCGGGAACAGACAGAAACCAGCGCUGUCCAAGCUUAAGAGGCACGUGGAUCCUACUGAGCUUUUCGGCGGAGAAACCAAGCGGGUGGUUGUACCCAAACCGAAGACCAAAGCAGUUCUCGAGUUCGAAAACGAGGACAUUGACCGGAGUUUAAUGGAAGUUGAUCUGGACGAGAGUAUCAAAGAGACUGCGCCGGUAAAAAAGCGUCAGUCGCAUACAAGGAGCUCUCCCUCCCCAAAAAAAGCAAAAAGAAGCAGUCCGGAACCGCCUAAACCCAAGUCAAUUAAAUCGAAAGCCACCACUCCGCGAGUGAAGAAGGAGAAACCUGCGGCAGAUCUGGAAUCCAGUGUCCUAACAGACGAAGAACGCCACGAGCGUAAACGUGUUUCCGCCGUGCUCUACCAAAAGUACAAAAACCGCAGUUCGUGCCUGAACCCAGGCAGCAAGGAAAUCCCAAAGGGAUCCCCGGAUUGUCUGAGUGGCUUAACAUUUGUGGUAACCGGAGUCCUUGAGUCCAUGGAACGGGAGGAGGCGGAGUCUGUGAUCAAGGAGUAUGGCGGAAGGGUUAUGACCGUGGUCGGAAAAAAACUUAAGUAUCUGGUCGUAGGAGAAGAAGCUGGGCCAAAGAAAUUGGCUGUGGCUGAGGAACUCAAUAUACCCAUUCUCAGCGAGGACGGGCUCUUCGAUCUAAUCAGGGAGAAAUCAGGAAUGGCUAAGCAAGUAAAGGAGGAGAAAAAGAGCCCCAAGGAGGAGCAUGGCUCCGAGGAGAAAGAGAGGAAGGAGGUCAAGACUUCUAGAAGGUCCAAUGAUAAAAAGGAGAAGGAGGUCACUAAACAUAGAAGUGGUGAGAUGCAUGAUGUCGCCAAACAUAAAGUCAAGAAAGAACACACUUCUCCCAAGGAGAUGAUGGAAAAGCUGAAUAAUGUGCCGGCUGUUACAUUGAAAGUAAAAAAGGAGCCCAGCUCCCAGAAAGAAAACUAUCCAUCGCCAAGAACUGCCGAACUGAAGACUCAGGAUGUGGUCGGGAUGGCCUGGGUGGACAAGCACAAGCCUACGAACAUAAAAGAAAUAGUUGGCCAGGCAGGAGCCGCCAGCAACGUGACCAAGCUGAUGAACUGGCUGUCCAAGUGGUACGUAAACCAUGAUGGAAACAAGAAGCCCCAACGACCCAAUCCUUGGGCCAAGAACGACGAUGGCAGCUUCUACAAGGCGGCCCUGCUUUCGGGACCCCCUGGAAUAGGAAAGACCACGACGGCGACUCUAGUAGUGAAGGAGCUUGGCUUCGAUGCGGUGGAGUUCAACGCCUCUGACACACGCAGCAAACGCUUGCUCAAGGAUGAAGUAUCCACGCUGCUAAGCAACAAAUCUCUCUCUGGAUACUUUACAGGGCAAGGACAAGCGGUCUCCCGAAAGCACGUGCUCAUUAUGGACGAAGUUGAUGGAAUGGCCGGUAACGAGGACCGUGGUGGAAUGCAGGAGCUGAUCGCCUUGAUUAAGGAUAGCUCUAUUCCGAUUAUUUGCAUGUGUAAUGAUCGCAACCAUCCGAAGAUUCGGUCCCUGGUAAACUACUGCUAUGAUCUGCGAUUCCAGAGACCUCGUCUCGAGCAAAUCAAAGGAAAAAUAAUGAGCAUCUGCUUCAAGGAGAAAGUUAAGAUAUCACCCGCAAAAGUGGAAGAAAUUAUAGCGGCUACCAACAACGAUAUUCGGCAAUCCAUUAACCACAUUGCUCUGCUGAGCGCCAAGGAAGAUGGUUCCCAAAAAUCCGGGCAACAGGUUGCCACCAAGGAUCUGAAGCUGGGGCCCUGGGAGGUGGUGCGAAAAGUCUUUACAGCAGACGAGCACAAACAUAUGACCCUCGGCGACAAGAGCGACCUUUUCUUUCACGACUACAGCCUGGCGCCUCUCUUCGUGCAGCAAAACUAUCUCCAGGUCCUACCGCAGGGGAACAAGAGCGAUGUCCUGGCCAAGGUGGCAGCUACGGCAGAUGCCCUAAGCUUGGGCGACCUUGUUGAUAAGCGAAUUCGUGCGAACUCUGCUUGGAGUCUUCUGCCCACUCAGGCCUUUUUUAGCUCUGUCCUUCCUGGCGAGCACAUGUGUGGUCACUUUACUGGACAGAUCAACUUUCCUGGGUGGCUGGGCAAGAAUUCCAAGUCUGGAAAACGUGCCAGGCUUGCCCAGGAGCUGCACGAUCACACUAGGGUCUGCACCUCGGCUUCAAGACUAUCGGUGAGGCUGGAUUACGCCCCCUUCCUGCUCAAUAAUAUUGUGCGACCUUUGGCAAAGGAUGGGCAGGAGGGAGUGCCCGCUGCUUUAGAGGCUAUGAAGGAUUACCAUCUACUCCGCGAGGAUCUGGACUUGCUGGUCGAGCUUACCUCCUGGCCGGGCAAGAAAUCCCCCCUAGAUGCAGUGGAUGGGAGGGUAAAAGCUGCUUUAACGCGAUCCUACAACAAAGAGGUUAUGGCAUACUCCUAUUCCGCUCAAGCUGGCAUUAAGAAGAAAAAAUCAGAGGCUGGUGGCGCGGAUGACUUGGCCGAAAAUUCGGGCGAAGAGGACGGAACUCACAUAUCUUCAGAGGAAGACGAAGACAAGGACAACAUCGAGCUGGAUGCUUUGAUCAAAGCUAAAAGAAAGACAACUACGUCAAAAUCAGCUGGUGGAUCCAAAAAGGCAUCAUCUUCUACGGCUUCAAAGCCUAAGGCCAAGGCCAAAAAGUAAACGCACUAAAGAUUUCGUAUAUUAUAUGAUUUUUUUUGCCAUAAAAUUUCUCAUUUAGUAGUAAUUUUUGUUUAGAUUCUUGCCAGCACUGGCUAUAAAAAUAUAAAUGUACCAAUAAAAUACGUGCUUAAAUUACAAAACUUA
Molecule: messenger RNA, 3187 nt
Organism: Drosophila erecta
Lineage: Eukaryota; Metazoa; Arthropoda; Insecta; Diptera; Drosophilidae
Gene: Gnf1
Product: replication factor C subunit 1
Exons: 4
Coding region: 98-3043 (981 amino acids)
Biological process (GO): DNA repair; DNA replication
Cellular component (GO): nucleus; DNA replication factor C complex
Molecular function (GO): ATP binding; DNA clamp loader activity; DNA binding
Source: RefSeq, a predicted model, not a curated record